Messenger RNA from Trematomus bernacchii (emerald rockcod), 3587 nucleotides. It is a transcript of the gene bmpr1ba, whose product is annotated as bone morphogenetic protein receptor, type IBa. Gene Ontology annotation, biological process: cellular response to growth factor stimulus; BMP signaling pathway; protein phosphorylation. The record is from RefSeq and is a predicted model, not a curated record. NCBI's taxonomy places the organism in Eukaryota, Metazoa, Chordata, Actinopteri, Perciformes, Nototheniidae. The coding region runs from base 153 to 1778 and encodes 541 amino acids. The transcript has 11 exons. Gene Ontology annotation, cellular component: plasma membrane; signaling receptor complex. Gene Ontology annotation, molecular function: SMAD binding; transforming growth factor beta receptor activity, type I; ATP binding.
GAGCUUGCUCGCCCAAUACUCCCCCUCCCACCUCUCUCUCUCUCCCUGGCACAUACACACUCUGAGGGAGAGGCAGUGUGUGAGCUGCGGACCCUGCCGUGUGGACUGUAUUGAAGAGAGGAGAAGAGAGGAGCGCAGUGGCAGACUCUACCAUGCCAGUGCAGGGAGAAAGGCUGAAGCGCUGUCUCUGUCUCUGGAGCCGGAGUCCUCUGCUGUUGCUUGGACUGUUCUCUCUUCACGCACAAGCACAGGGCAAUAUAUUGGACAUGCCGCGAAGAGCAUCCAGUAAGGAGGCAUCGGAGAGUGGGAAGGAGGCCAGUGGCAGCACAGCUCCUGCUUCCUCCUCCGAGGGGAUCCUGUUGUGUCACUGUUAUCACCACUGCCCUGAAGACUCACCCAAUAACACAUGCAGGACCGAUGGCUACUGUUUCACCAUGGUACAGGAGGAGGACGACGGGGUAUCGUUCGAGAAAGCAGGAUGUCUUGCGCUGGACGGAUCAGAAUUUCAGUGUCGGAACACGGGGAACGCACGUCAAAGGAGAUCAGUGGAGUGCUGUUCAGACGAAGAUUACUGCAAUAAAAACUUGCAUCCUACACUGCCACCACUUAAACCACCUCUCUAUGUUGAUGGGAAGAUCCACCACAUGGCCUUGUUGGUCUCAGUCACUGUGUGCAGCAUCAUACUGGCCUUCAUUAUAGUGUUCUGCUACUUCAGGUAUAAGCGCCAGCAGUCUCGUCCUCGGUACCGUAUUGGUCUGGAGCAGGACGAGAGCUACAUUCCCUCCGGAGAGUCUCUGAGGGAGCUGAUCGAGCAGUCUCAGAGCUCUGGCUCUGGCUCAGGGCUCCCUCUGCUGGUGCAGCGAACGAUAGCCAAGCAGAUCCAGAUGGUGAAGCAGAUAGGCAAGGGGAGGUAUGGAGAGGUGUGGAUGGGCAGAUGGAGGGCAGAGAAAGUUGCCGUUAAAGUUUUCUUCACCACUGAGGAGGCCAGUUGGUUCAGAGAGACUGAGAUUUACCAGACUGUUCUGAUGAGACAUGAGAACAUCCUCGGUUUUAUAGCUGCUGAUAUUAAAGGAACUGGCUCCUGGACCCAACUCUACCUAAUCACUGACUACCAUGAAAAUGGCUCUUUGUAUGACUACCUCAAAUCAACCACUCUCGACAAUAAAGCCAUGCUGCGGCUGGCCUACUCCUCUGUGUCUGGCCUCAGUCACCUCCACACUGAGAUCUUUGGCACCCAGGGCAAACCUGCCAUUGCCCACAGGGAUCUAAAGAGCAAGAACAUACUAGUAAAAACAAAUGGGACCUGCUGUAUAGCUGACCUGGGACUGGCAGUCAAGCUUAUCAGUGACACCAAUGAGGUCGACAUCCCUCCCAACACCAGAGUGGGCACAAAGCGCUACAUGCCUCCGGAGGUUCUGGAUGAGACUCUGAACAGAAGUCACUUUCAGUCGUACAUCAUGGCUGACAUGUACAGCUUCGGGCUGAUUCUCUGGGAGAUCGCACGGCGUUGUGUCUCAGGAGGGAUCCUUGAAGAGUACCAGUUGCCAUACCAUGAGUUGGUGUCUACAGACCCUUCAUAUGAAGACAUGAGAGAGGUGGUCUGCAUCAAAAGACUACGACCAUCAUUUCCUAAUCGGUGGACCAGCGAUGAGUGUUUGAGACAGAUGGGGAAGCUGAUGACAGAAUGCUGGGCCCACACCCCGGGCUCCCGCCUCACAGCCCUACGGGUAAAAAAGACACUUGCCAAGAUGUCAGAAUCGCAGGACAUCAAGCUGUGAGCAGGCCCUUCCAGGUGUGUGUUUACACAGGCGCGGAAAAGGCUCUUACUGUCACACUGGCUCUGGUCCAGGAUGCACUAUCCUUGGAAAAGGAGGAGGAACAGGAAGCAUGAUCACCACUUGGAAAUCGCAGGAUCACACACUUCGAGUCCAGAUGCACAGAACACGAGAGUCCAGGUCCCCCUUUGAAAGAAUGUAUAACAGGAUUACGGUGGUAAACUCAAAGUGAAACUCAUUAAAAACAAUCCGUCCGACCCUGUUCUGUCGAUCAGAGAAGAUGAGUCAUUUUCAUUUCAGACUAGUUUAAGGACUCUAAAUCCAGUUUCUUGUUCACAUGCUCCAAAAGCCCUGGAGAAAAGAUAUGUAAGUUUAACUUGGCACUGUAGCUGCAGAGAUAUGCCGACACGCUACUGACUAGUGAGUGGAAUACUAUAUCAAUGCUUUCUGUGAAAGCUAGCCUACCUGUAGAUGAAGGUCCCAUUGAUAAAGCAUUAGGCUUAUUGCAGCAUGACACCUCCUUUCUAAACAGUCGACCCACUACUGCCUUUAUGUUCCAAUUGGAUUGAACACUUGUGUCACUCUUGAGUUGCUUUAGGUCGCAAUGACUGACAAUAUGUGGCAGAACAAGUGUUUGUUGAGGCUAAAAGUUUUGUUUACGCUGUAAGGUUUUCAGACACUGAAGAAAAGGUACACCUGUAUUUUUUAAUUAUAAUGAUGUGUCAAAAAUGCAACAGCUUGUUUUUCAUGUAAAACUCAAACUCUUCUUUGUGAAAAAAUAAAGUUGAUAUGUCCAAAUAAAUUCUGGAUAGAGGCUCUACAUGCCUGUGUUCCCUUGCCCUGCUUUAGGAAAAGGGGCUUUGCAGUAAUAAUGCCAAUGAAGCAGAACGGUGCCACCCAUAGGUGCUCCGCAGCAAUUUCAGGAAGGAAGGUCUGACAAGGCAAUCAGAAAUUGUUGUACACAACUGUAUUGAUGACUUCUCUGAUGUAGUGAUCUAUUUUAAAUGUGUGUAAUUGUGCCUGUGUUAGUUUAGGGGUUCAACAAGUCGUUUUUCAUUCAGACACUCCCAAUAAAAUCGAGUAUGAUUAUGUGUGUGUGUUAGACAGCCGGACCAGAAGCCUACACUAAAGAUAUAAUAGCCACACACAGUUUUGUUGAAAAAGCGACUGGUCCUAGAAAUCAUCCUCUAUCGUCCCCAAACCAACACUAGGUUUACCCAGUAAACAUCGAAAGGUCCUUUCUUUCUGACCACCAGGCUGCCUCAUACAUUAAAGUACAUAUUAGGCUGAUUCACCAUAAUAAACAGCUGACACACGGAAAUCUAAUGGCAGUAGAGUCGUUAAAAAAUCAAUCAGCUGCCUUUUUUCCGGGGAACUUCUCUGCUGAUUCAAAUUCUCACAUGGUAGCAGUCAAGUAUUAGGAAGAUUAAACAGCCUUACCGCCUCAGUAUGAAAUAUUUCUGAAGGUACAGUAAAUGUGGACAGCUUUCAUCAUCACAGUAAGCACAUUCUUAGGUUGUCUGCUACCACAUCCAAUCAUUGUAAUUAUUUUUAGUCCAUUUGUAAAAUCCUUGAUAAACUUUCCUUCAGGUCAAUGAGUAGUCUUUUUGUUUGUUUUAAAUCUUUGCCAACUAAAAUCGUGGGAUUCUUUGUAAUUGUUGAUUGAUGUGUUGUGUUAUACACGCCCUCUCUUUCCUCUUGGAUGGUGUGCCUUAUUUAAUAUGUACCUACUGUAGUUGUCUGUGAGAGAAAGUGGUGUUUCUAAUUCAGUAAAAAGGUUGAACAUUCCCCCAAUAAAGUGUUUCACUCAUG